CCCGUUUAUAGAUAAGCCCAUUAGGGUUUCCUCUAUUUUGUAUAAGUAGUGGUAGCCUGUACAGUUCUAUAUUGUUUUUGAGAUAUACGAAUAUACAUUAUUCUCUCAAGUUCUACAUGGUAUCAGAGCCUAAACCCUAAAAUCCUAUUCCCUUUUCCCACUACUGCCACCGGAGCUUUGCCGUGCGACUGCCUUUGUUCCCACGAUUGCCCUGUGGUUUUUCGUCCAAACUAACACCACAGGCCAUCUUGGAACCUCGUCGCGAGCCAAGGGCUGCAGUCCGGUCGCCAUCCGCCGCCGUACGCGCCGCCACGCGCCACCGCCGCCGCCGGGAAGGUCAAGGGUUUUUUUGGCCAGAUCUCCUUCCUUCAGUGUCCGAUCGAGUCGCCGUCGCCACCAUCAGACUCGCCUUGAAGAGACGAACCUGCCAGUACCGGUCGUUUUCGCUGCAGUCGCCGGUCACCGCCGCCGGCUGCCGCCGUUCGCCGCCGGCCGCCGUUAACUUUUCCGGCGAACUGACUAGUACUUCGAAACAGUGUAUUCCCUUGUUUGUUUUACCUAUUAUGGCAUCAUCUACACAUUCCUUUACUUCCUACCCUAUUAUUACGGUUGAUAAGUUAGUUGGGGGUGAAAACUAUGCAUCGUGGGCUGCAUCUGUUAAAUUGUGGUUCAAGGGGCAAGGAGUGUCUGCACAUUUAGAUAUGAAGGGUGUAGAUGUUAAAGAAAAGAAGGAUGAGUGGGAGAAGGUCGAUGCCUUAUUAACAAACAUGUUAUGGCAGUCAAUUGACCCUAAGCUCCAUAACAUUUAUAAGACUUAUGAGACAUGUUAUGAGGUGUGGAAUAAAGCGAAGAGUUUAUACACCAACGAUGUUCAGGGUCUCUAUUCACUAGUCACGAAAUUCGCAAAUAUCCUUAAUCAUCGUGGAACUGCUGAUUCGAAUAUGUCUGAAUACUUAGGCCAGAUUGAAGCUAUACAACAGGAGUUCCAUAAUCUCAUGUCACAUAAGACGGAUGCUGAUGAGCACGUUAAGCAGUAUGACAAGUUCUUUAUGGUGUUUGCUCUGGCUGGCCUUAGUCCUGACCUUGCACAUGUUCGUGAUCAGAUUUUGGCUAGCCCUACUGUACCCACAUUGAAUGAGACUGCUGCUAGACUACUCCGAGUUGCAUCAGCUCCUCCUGUUGAGCCCAUUGGAGAUUCUUCUGUUUUAGUCUCUCGAACAGUAGAGAAGGAGCUGUCUGGACAUACCAGUAACAAUGGUGGUCGUCGUGGUGUCCGUAGGUGCGAGUACUGUAACAAGGUGGGGCACACCAAGGAUCGCUGCUGGAAGCUGCAUGGCAAGCCCUCACGUUCUGUCAAUAUGGUGCAGACCACUGGUUCAGAGACUCAGGCUCACAGUAGUUCUACCCCAAAUGACUAUGAAGAGUACCUCCGAUUUAAAGCCUCCCGAGAAGCCACUACCACAUCUUCCUCCAAUACUGGAUCGCAGUACGGGGAAGGUGAUUGGCACAGGGCUUGAGUCACAGGGUCUUUACUACAUGCGAGGGGGUGUUGCUGCCAGUGCAUCCACAGAUCCACCUUUGCUUAUCCAUAGUCGUCUUGGUCAUCCUAGCCCAUCCAAACUUCAACGGAUGGUUCCGGGUAUCUCUGUUGAGUCUUUAGAUUGCGAGUCGUGUCAUCUUGGAAAGCAAUCCCGUAAGUCUUUUCCAAGAAGAGUCAAUAAUCGGGCUGUGUCCCUCUUUGAUUUAGUGCAUACAGAUGUUUGGGGUCCUUAUCGAGUCAAUUCUACCUUAGGUUUCCAUUAUUUUGUAACCUUUAUUGAUGAUUAUUCCCGUUGUACUUGGGUUUUUCUAAUGAGAAAUCGUUCUGAGUUGUUUAAAAUCUUUCA
Messenger RNA from Ipomoea triloba (trilobed morning glory), 1886 nucleotides. RefSeq lists its product as uncharacterized. Gene Ontology annotation, molecular function: nucleic acid binding; zinc ion binding. The record is from RefSeq and is a predicted model, not a curated record. NCBI's taxonomy places the organism in Eukaryota, Viridiplantae, Streptophyta, Magnoliopsida, Solanales, Convolvulaceae. The transcript has 2 exons. The coding region runs from base 564 to 1517 and encodes 317 amino acids.